This is a messenger RNA of Python bivittatus (Burmese python), 1124 nucleotides long. Lineage: Eukaryota; Metazoa; Chordata; Lepidosauria; Squamata; Pythonidae. The record is from RefSeq and is a predicted model, not a curated record.
AUCCACUGAUUAUCUAUGACUUUUUGCUUUAAUGUGUUUCUUUUGAAUGAGUUCCUAAAUGGACAAUGUUACAAUUACAGGGGUGCUACUUGUGUAAAUGAUGAUGACUACACUGAAGAAGGCCGGAUAAAACAUAGAUGUGACACAGGAUGUUCAACUCCAGAAGCACCAGAAAAUGGAUUCAUCAGGAAUGAAAAACCGUGUUAUGAUGUUGGAGAAGAAGCCGAAGCGGUUUGCUUCAGUGGCUAUCAUCGCCUGGGAUAUCAGUUCUUUCGCUGCCUUCCAGACAAAACAUGGUUACAACAGACCAUUGAGUGCCAGUUGUUGGCUUGUGACAAACCAUCAGUUUCCACUGCUGUCCGUAUGACCCCAUUUAAAAUUCAGUAUGAUGUUGGGGACAACAUCCAGCUGAGCUGUCCUGAAGGUUACAGUCUUACAGGCUCAGAGACGUACAAAUGUGGAGACAAAUUUUCCUGGAUCCCUCCAAUUCUGAGCUCACUUGAUUGCAAGAAAGUCUUAAUUCCUUCUUUAGGCGAGCUGCUUCACAUCAAAGGUAAUUGCAGCCUUGGGAAAAAAGAGGUGGAUUCUCAGUGUGUCUGCAUAUCCCCAGAGGAGGACUGCAACACCAGCUCAGAAGAUAUCUGCAUAUUGGAUGUACAAUCUGAACAAGCUGUUACAAAUUCUAGCUGUCAUUAUCUGGCUGAAAAGUGCAGGAAUGAUGAACAAGUCCAUUUUAUCCAUAACAAACCUUGUCGUGAUGACACUAGGUUGACCUGGGCCAUUGAGAGGGCAAAUCUUUCAGCAAACAGCAGAAGGAAAGAGCCCUGUGGAUAUGAUGUAUGCUAUGACUGGGAAAGAUGUGCAGAAGAAGGAUUGCACUGUACCUGCCUACUUCCAAGUCAGUGUGCAAAGAGUGAAGAACACGUCUAUUGCAUUCAGUAUGGGUCUGGAAAUCGAAGGAGGACAUCUACCCUCUGUGUAUUUGGAGCACUGAAAUGUGCCAACACGAAGGCAAUACUGUUGCAUCCUGGGAAAUGUGUGUCAUAAAAUGGGUUGGCAAACAGAUGUCUGAUGUACUCAGUCAUAUUUCAAUCACAGUCCAAAAUAAAUUCAUUGAAUGAAAA